Messenger RNA from Rhagoletis pomonella (apple maggot), 798 nucleotides. RefSeq names its product NPC intracellular cholesterol transporter 2 homolog a-like. Gene Ontology annotation, molecular function: sterol binding. The record is from RefSeq and is a predicted model, not a curated record. Lineage: Eukaryota; Metazoa; Arthropoda; Insecta; Diptera; Tephritidae. The transcript has 4 exons. Gene Ontology annotation, biological process: intracellular cholesterol transport. The coding region runs from base 213 to 668 and encodes 151 amino acids.
UAAAUAAUACAAACAAGCCUGUCUGCUAAUAUUUUGCAUUUACAUAUAACAAAAAUCAGUAGAUACUUAACGGUGCUGGUGAGCAGUUCAUAAAUUCCGAAGAAAAGGAAAAGUGACGCUAAUAAAGUAAAAUAAAAUAGUGACAAAUAUCUUUCUACAAAGUUUUUUCAUCUUUAUAAAAAAAAAAUACAUAUAAUUAUACUUAAAUAAAAAUGCAGCAGAACGUCGUAUUUUUGCUUAUUGCUUUAUGCAUUUCAUCGAGCGUGGUUUAUGGUCUACAAUUUACAGAUUGCGGUUCUAAAACUGGCAGUUUCAACAAAGUUGUCAUAUCAGACUGUGACACAACAAAGAAUGAAUGCGUACUCAAACGCAAUACAACAGCUUCGAUCACAAUUAAUUUUGCGCUAAAUGAGGAAGCCUCUAAAAUUACAACUGUAGUGCAUGGCAAAGUAUUGGGCGUAGAGAUGCCCUUCCAUUUACAGAAUCCCGAUGCCUGCGUUGAUAGUGGACUCAAGUGCCCGCUGGAGAAGGGUGAAACCUACGAAUAUAAAGCUAUUUUGCCGGUGCUAAAGGCUUAUCCAAAGGUCCAUGUACUAGUCAAAUGGGAAUUACAGGACCAAAACAAUGAAGACAUCAUUUGUGUACAAAUACCAGCUAAAAUACAGUAAAUAUAAUUGAAGAAAUAUUUAAGUAUGAAAAAAAAAAACUUGUCAAACAUAUUAAGCAACGGUAAUUUGACGGUUGGCAAUGGAGUUGCGACUUGAAAUAAGAAAAAAUAAAAAUAAUCAAUAAAAAGUG